UAGCUCAGUACAUACGUUAUCUCUGUUACUAACGAUAACCUCUGAUCGCUACAUAAACAUAGUUUUAUGUUCUGUAGCUAAGUUUGUCACGUAUUGGAGUCAUUAUUUCAAGAUAUUCGUAUAAUUAAUAUUGAAAAGGAACUGUAAGUAGUCGGUAGAAACCAAAAGUAUUAACCAUAUCGAUGGAAACAGUUCCUAAAGACUUACGAGGACUAAGAGCUUGUUUGGUCUGUUCUCUGAUUAAGACGUUUGAUCAAUUUGAAUUUGAUGGUUGUGACAAUUGCGAUGAAUUCUUGCGAAUGAAAAAUAAUAAGGACAAUGUUUUUGACUGCACAAGUUCCAAUUUCGAUGGUAUGAUUGCUGCAAUGAGUCCCGAGGACAGUUGGGUUAGCAAAUGGCAAAGAAUAAAUCGAUUUUGUAAGGGUGUAUAUGCGAUAUCAGUAUCGGGGCGAUUACCAGCAGGUGUUAUAAGAGAGAUGAAAAGCAGAGGAAUAGUAUAUAGACCACGCGAUACAAGUCAACGAUAAUUUUGAACUUGUAAAUGUAAGAACACUACUAUACUUUAUUGUAAUAUCAUAUAAUAGAAUAAUAUUUUAGUUUUUAUCUCGCGUUGGAAAUUCGUUAUGAAUUUUAUAAGAUUUUCUCGAAAAUAUUACCUCGAUUUGAUUGAUAUGAACUUUUGUUCAGGUUUCAGAAUUCCCUUCUAUCCCUUUUCAACCUUUUCUUUCACUACACUUAAGAUUUUGCAAGCUUUCUCUGUAAUUUACUUUCACCCUAUUCAAAUGGACUAUAUAUUAAUAUUUCCGUCUAGCCUUUUCACUGUCUGUACAAUAUUUUCGAACAAACUAGUCAGUAAUAUCUUGAAAAUGUUCAAAUUUAAAGAAUAUAUACAACUUAUAUGGAAUUCAUUCUCCCAUAUCAUACACAUGCUCGUUUUUUUUUUUAGUUAUUUUAAUUCUGUGUUCUUAUUACGCAAUAAAUAUUUCAAAAUGUCAAUGUUUGAUUUUCUAAUUGUUAAUGAAAUGUAAAGUUAGUCUGUUCUUGUUUUCUACAAAUCCUCCAUGUAAUAAGUUAAUGUGUGUACAUUAAAAAUUUACGAACGUAAAUU
Molecule: messenger RNA, 1108 nt
Organism: Colletes gigas
Lineage: Eukaryota; Metazoa; Arthropoda; Insecta; Hymenoptera; Colletidae
Gene: spt4
Product: transcription elongation factor SPT4
Exons: 4
Coding region: 183-527 (114 amino acids)
Biological process (GO): regulation of transcription elongation by RNA polymerase II; chromatin organization; positive regulation of DNA-templated transcription, elongation
Cellular component (GO): DSIF complex; nucleus
Molecular function (GO): RNA polymerase II complex binding; zinc ion binding
Source: RefSeq, a predicted model, not a curated record